AUGUAUGUUAAUUUAAGCAGAAAUAUUAAAAGAAUAUGGAAUGUAAAGAAUAUUUAUAUGAAAAAAGAAAACAUUUUAGUAAACAAAUUACUAUAUUCAGCCAAUUUUGAAAAUUCAUUAAAUACGGAAAGUUGUGCAUUCAAUGAUAAUUUUUGUUUUUUGAAUCAGUCUUUCAUAAAUUUUUCUUUUCAAAAGGAUAAUAAAAUCAUUUAUGAAAUGAGAAGAGACAGGGGAGGAACUGUAAGGAAGAAGUUAAGUAGAGAAAAAAAGAAAACGCAAAAAAAACAGAAAAAAGAUAGUAUAGAUAUUCAUAAAUAA
Molecule: messenger RNA, 318 nt
Organism: Plasmodium gallinaceum
Lineage: Eukaryota; Apicomplexa; Aconoidasida; Haemosporida; Plasmodiidae
Product: conserved Plasmodium protein, unknown function
Exons: 1
Coding region: 1-318 (105 amino acids)
Source: RefSeq, a predicted model, not a curated record